Messenger RNA from Strongylocentrotus purpuratus (purple sea urchin), 1987 nucleotides. RefSeq lists its product as uncharacterized. NCBI's taxonomy places the organism in Eukaryota, Metazoa, Echinodermata, Echinoidea, Camarodonta, Strongylocentrotidae. The transcript has 6 exons. Bases 101 to 988 code for a protein of 295 amino acids. The record is from RefSeq and is a predicted model, not a curated record.
CCGAAUAGCAACUGGUGUGUUUCAUUGUGUGCAUUACACGGGGUUGUACUUUAGACAGAGCAGAAUUCAAACGUUUCUUCAAUCUAAACAAGGAAUAAUCAUGGUUACGGUAGACAAGGAUGCUCUGUUCGACGAACUCUCAAAAAACUUUCCAGCUGCAAACUAUUCAGCCUUUUGCAACAAAAUUGGCGUGGGCUACAAUGAAGCUAAGAGCAUGCUGACGAGAUGUAAGGAGGAUUACAACGUGGCUCUGAGAGACCUUCUAGCUCAAUGGGAUCAAAGGAUGAAGAAUGCGACCAGGGAACAACUAGAAGAUGCCCUGGUCGGAGCAGACGUCGGUGGACUCUGUUCCAUUGUGAGGAAACAUUAUGCAAAGGCUUCCACUGAAGUGGUAGCCGCCCGGGUAGCCGCCACGGGAGUGGUAUCCGGAGAUGGCUCUGUUCACAAUGCUGGAAAUCGGGUUAUUAACCAAUCAGACAGAUCGGACUCGGUACAUACGGAUCAAGGAGGUAACAUACAUAGUCAACAGUAUCUUUCUAAUCACUUUUGUUUCCAUUUGUGUCAUCGCUUCUGCUUCAUUUCUCGGAAUACGUCUGCCGCUUCGAAAGAGGAUACUGGUGACAUUGUUCAAAGAGGCGAACAGGUCAGGAACCAAGCUGAACAAGCACCUACAGUGAGAAAAAGAGUAUCCAAUAGUACGUCUGCUGCCGCAGUGGGAGACGAUGAAGAUGAUACCAUUGCCUAUAAUAGAGGAGGAGGAGACAACUCAAAGAGGGAGACACAGCAAGUGCCCGCAGUGAAACAAAGAGGAGAUGACCUUGACCCCACAUCAAAUAUUAAAAUGGAACGAAUUACGGAGACGAAAGAUGGAAAUAGAUCAACGACGACCUUCAUCUGGACUGGAAUUAGUAAAGAACAGAUUAUCUAUCUAGGUAUUUUUGCAUGUGUUGGUGUCGGUCUGUUCUUCUUAAACCGUCGCAAGAAUUAACGAAGAUUCUACGCUGGAUAUUGAAAUAAAUCAGUGGACAUACUAGUACUACAACAUUAUUUCCUUUGUUGCUGCUACUAUUCUACUACUAUUACAACGUGAAUUUACAGGGCUUGGUAUCCAUAAUUUUCAUAGUUAAUAAUUCGGUUGUAUAUACACUUUAUUCUGUACCACACAUAGCUUAUCAUGUAAUUUUAAAUUUAUUAUGCUAUAGUCGUGCCUUUAAUAUUCCUUGGCAGUAGAUUUUUUCUUAAUUUAAACAAAUCUUUAUUCAGAUACAAAAUCAUGGAUGACAUCUUACAUAAUUAUUAACAACAAGCAAAUCAUCACCUGUUUCAAUAUUAUCAAAUUAUAUAUUUAUUAUAAAUGCAUUUUCUGUAAAUCAUUAAUUAUCUUCAUCCACGUAGUAGUAUUCACAUCUGUUUUCUUAGUUUAAUUUUUCAAACUUCUAGUCUGUAUUUUAACAUAAACAAGAAAUAUUUCCCUUUUAUUUUCGCUGCUACAUUUUUAUUAAAUUUAUUCACAACACACGCUUUAUAAGUUGCAAAUAAAGCAUAAUCGAGUAGUAAAUUCAUAUGUGUAACAUUUUCAUUUGCGUCAUGAAAACCAUAUACAACAGAAAUGAGUGAAAAUCUAAACAUUUUACAGGAGUUACAUAAUAAUAUUUCAAUAAUAUUCCAAAAUAGAUAAAUCUUUCGCAUUAAAAAACUACAGGCGUUAUGGUACAAGUUUUAGUUACAGUAAUAACAAAAAUCGUUUUCUUUGAGUUUCCAUUUGGAAAAAUUAACAGGUGUUGGCAAAAUAUUAUACAUACAUUUGAAGUUGAAUUGAAUCAAGUAAUUAUCACGAACAUAUUUCAAUUUAAAAAACCACAAAGGACCCUUCUUAAUAUAGAAAUUUGCCUGCAAAGUUUUAUUCUAUAAAUCUACCGCCCUAUGUAUAAGUUCCGUGUAGAUUUGUUUUACAGUAACACAAUGUAUUGAUUACUCAAAACUGUUC